AUGGCGAGCCAGAACUUUACGCACGGACCUGUUUCCAUAAACGAGACGCUUGUUGAGCAUUCACAUGCUGGGGUCGAUAGAGCGAUCGCUUUACCGAUUUUCAUGUUUGCCGGAGGGGCCAUUGGUAAUUUAAUUGCAAUAAUCGUCCUUUCAAUAUCAAGGCAGGAGAGGAAAUCUUCAGCCUUCUACACGCUGGUGUGCGGUCUGGCGGUGACGGACCUGCUGGGCACCUGCCUGGCCAGCCCGCUCACCAUAGCCAACUACCUGGACCCCACUGUGCUGAGUGUCCCACGUGUCUGCGAGUUUCAGUCAUUUUUGUUGCUGUUUUUCGGUCUAACGGGACUGAGCAUCAUAUGCGCCAUGGCAGCGGAGCGGUACCUGGCUAUCUGCUGCCCGUACACCUACCAGCGGUGGGGGGUGGACCGACGCUUUGCGCAAAAGUUCCUCUUCUUCAUCUACAUCAUUAACAUCUUCUUCUGCUGCCUCCCGGUGAUGGGCAUGUCGGAGAGCGAGCUGCAGCAGUCCGGCACCUGGUGCUUCAUCAACUGGGUGACACACGAGCCGGUGGCCGCCACUUACUCCGUCCUGUACGGCGUCGUCAGCCUGCUGCUCAUCCUGGGCACCAUCGUGCUCAACCUGGCGGUGUGCGGAGCGCUGCUGCUGAUGCGGCGGAGGACGACGACGCGGCGGCCCGUCAGCAGGGCCAGCGUCCGGCAGACGUGGAGGGCUCUGUCCUCAGCAGAGGAGACGCAGAUGAUCGCGGUGCUGGUGAUGACCUCCGUGGUGGUUCUGGCCUGUUCAGCCCCGUUGGUGGUCCGUGUAUUUGCCAACCACUUCAUGUUGAAAGAUGACCCCAAAGCUGACCUGGCUGCCAUCCGGAUAGCCUCUGUGAACCCCAUCCUCGACCCCUGGAUCUACAUCCUCCUCAGGAGGUCCCUGUUUCGGCGGUUACUCCGGUUAUCCAGGCGAAGUAACAGAGCUCGCAGUGGUUCAUCCCCUAAAACACAAAGGAAUCUGCUUUAUCCCGAAAUCAUGAGGGAGAGCCACGUGUUCACCACGCUGAUGUGCAAUGCAAACAUCAUGACUCAGCUGCCCGCCGCUGUCAAAUUCACUCCGCACACUCUGACUUUAACAGACUGAAGACGUGGUUGACAUCUAUGAAUGUUUGCUGCUCUCUCAGGCUGCAAGCAGCUCCAUGCAGGGACUUUGUCUCAGAGCUGAUGUCAGUGGGAUAGAAAGACUGUGACGUCGCUGUGGACCCACAGCUGGAUGGGACCCUCAAGGCCACUCAAAGAUUAUUUAUUAAAUAAAAGUAGACUGCUGAUCUGCAUCUACAGACGUCUCCUGCAGUGACACAGGACAGAAUAUACUAUGUGACUUGGAUGUUAUUACUGAAGUGCAACUAUAAGACAUGUUCAAGCCUUUAUUUUGUGGCUUUGCCUCAUACAAUCAGUGCUAUGGCUUCAUGUUUUAAUCACUCAUCACACUCAGAUCCUCCCUCCAGCAGAUCACCCAUACAGGUCCUGGGAAUUAAUCAGUAUGAUGCUACAGGAAUAGCAUACAGCUCAUUUCAUCUGGAGGUUAAAUUGACCAGAGACACAAGGAAGAUCUAAAAAUCAUGCUUCUUAUAAUAGUGCACGGAUAUCAUAAGGUUUUACGAGAUGAUUUGUCUUUUGGCCUACAGGUAGGUUCAGACCCCCUCAUCCUCCCUCAGUUACAGCUAUGCCAACGUUAAACUAGCAGGAGGUUAGUUUUACAUCAGGAUAAACAUCUGAAACACUAAUCCGAGUUCCAUGAAGCAAUGACUAAAUGAUACUAAUUCAUGUUUGUAGCCUAUUAAAGAUCCU
Messenger RNA from Anoplopoma fimbria (sablefish), 1847 nucleotides. Its product is annotated as prostaglandin E2 receptor EP4 subtype-like. The transcript is spliced from 2 exons. The record is from RefSeq and is a predicted model, not a curated record. Bases 1 to 1140 code for a protein of 379 amino acids. Gene Ontology annotation, molecular function: prostaglandin E receptor activity. NCBI's taxonomy places the organism in Eukaryota, Metazoa, Chordata, Actinopteri, Perciformes, Anoplopomatidae. Gene Ontology annotation, biological process: cellular response to prostaglandin E stimulus; adenylate cyclase-activating G protein-coupled receptor signaling pathway; negative regulation of inflammatory response. Gene Ontology annotation, cellular component: plasma membrane.